This is a messenger RNA of Aphanomyces astaci, 742 nucleotides long. RefSeq lists its product as hypothetical. The transcript has 4 exons. The coding region runs from base 17 to 640 and encodes 207 amino acids. Lineage: Eukaryota; Oomycota; Saprolegniomycetes; Saprolegniales; Verrucalvaceae. The record is from RefSeq and is a predicted model, not a curated record.
UGAACACGCUACGACGAUGCCCCGCACCAGCACCCGAUCCACGACGCGAACACAUGAAGCCAUGGCGGCGCCAGUGAUGACCCGCCGUCAACGAACGGCAACGAACUUGACGCUUCCAGAGCUAUCACUACCUAGGCAUCGCCGCGUCAGGGCGAGCGCUUCCGAUGCUCCAACGGCGCUGGCUCCGAGAAAGGUCACCAAGACAAUGUUCGACGACAUCGUUAUUCUCAAAAACAAAAAGCACGCCGUUAUUCCCGAAAAGAUGCAUGGAAAGACCGCGGAUGCUAAAGGCUCGAAACGAAGGCGGACGCCACCUGCAUUACCUGCAGGGGUCAAGUUGAUCAACCCCCAUUAUAGCAGCGGCACGGACGAAGAUGACAUGGAAGAAGCAGACGCGCCAGUCGUCGGCCAGGGCUUUCCUCCGUCACUUCGAACGCUCGAGAAGGAUACUAUACUCAUGAGAAAGCAAUAUCCAGGGCUGGACGUACAGGUGAUCGAACAGGUCCUCGUCGACACGAUUCCGAAGGAGCAGAACCAGCACUCGUACAACGCCAUCCUUACAGAAGCCGCGGCUCGUCUGGAGAAGCUACACGACGACGUCAUCACAGCGCGGCGGCGGACGCUCCGGCAUGUCGACUGACGAGUUGCCCGCGCGAAGCGAUCAAAUCUAGUGUUUGCCAAAGUUACAAUUAUAUAAAUUAUGCAAUUUUACACUUGUUUAUUGUAUGGCUAGGAUUUUGUG